AUGGAUGUGUGGCUUUCGCAGGGCCAGGAUGUGUUCACCAACAAGUGGGCCGCAAUCGCAAAGCUGCUGCCCGGGCGCACCGACAACGCCAUCAAGAACCAUUGGAAUGCAACGCUCAAGCGCAAGCUGUCCAGCGGCGAGCCCCUCAACAACGCCUACCUAGACGCCGGCUGCACCCUCGACUGGCUGCUCUCCCACAAGGACGCACCGGCCCCGGAGCCCCGAAACCCGGGGCCGGCAGAGCCGGUCGCGGCGCCGGCAGCCGGCGCGGCGCGCCCCGGAAAGCGCAAGAAGAGGCGGCUGGCCCGCGGCAUCAAGAAGCGCAAAGCCAAGGGCGGCAAGGCCUCCCAAGCGGCGGUGGCCGCCGCGCAAGCCGCAUUGGCUGCUGCUGCUGCAAGCGGAGCGAGCGGGGACCGCACGCCUGCCCAGCAGCUGCCAACCGAACAGCAGCGCGAGCAGCAGCAGUCAAAGCAACAGUCAGAGGAGCAGCUGCGACCGGCGUCGCCAACCAGGGAGCUAGACGAGCAAUGCCACCAGCCCACACUCGCCUUUCACAGCCACAUCAGCGCCGGCAGUGCCGCGCAUGACGUGGCCACGCGCGAUGCAGCCGCGCCGCCACGCACCGUGGCCGGCCCUGCCUCCUCCAGUGAUGCCAGCGCCGCCGGGUUCAGCUGGCGGCCCGCCGCUGCCGCCGUCGUCACCGCGCCCGUGGAUGGCCGCAGCAGGCCGCCUGGCAGCCCAUGGAAGCAGCAGCAGCAGCAGCAGCAGCAGCAGCAGCAGCAGCAGCAACAUGAGCGGCAUCCGAUGCACUCUGCGCACGCGGAGCAGCACCGAGCGCGGCAGCAAGAGCUGCUGUACCACCGCCAGGCGCUGGAGCUGCGGGUGAUGCAGGAGCGCCAGAGGGCCGAGGCGCUGGCCCUCGGGCUGCGUGUUCAGGAGGAGCAGCAGCGGCUGCAGGCGCAGUGGCAGUGCCGGCUGCUGCAGCAGCAGCAGGGUCUGCGGGAGCAGUGGGCGCACUUUGCGCCCAAUAACCACUAUUUCAGCUCCUUGCUGGGCGGCGGCACGGCAUACGGCCAGGCCGGCGCAUUCGCGGUGCAAUGCCAGGAGCUGGCGGCCUGCCCCGCGCCGCACGAGCCAUGGGCUGCAUUCUGUGGCGACCUCCUCGCGGCGCCCGCAUGUGGCUCCGCGCCCCUGCUCGCGCAGCUGCCGCCCGCGGCCGGCACCCGGGUCGGCCGGCUGAUGUCGCCGGCCGCUUUUGAUAUGAUGCUGACGUCAGCAGGCACAGAUAGAUAG
This is a messenger RNA of Monoraphidium neglectum, 1293 nucleotides long. RefSeq lists its product as hypothetical. The coding region runs from base 1 to 1293 and encodes 430 amino acids. Gene Ontology annotation, cellular component: nucleus. NCBI's taxonomy places the organism in Eukaryota, Viridiplantae, Chlorophyta, Chlorophyceae, Sphaeropleales, Selenastraceae. Gene Ontology annotation, biological process: regulation of DNA-templated transcription. The transcript is spliced from 5 exons. The record is from RefSeq and is a predicted model, not a curated record. Gene Ontology annotation, molecular function: RNA polymerase II cis-regulatory region sequence-specific DNA binding; DNA-binding transcription factor activity, RNA polymerase II-specific.